AUGCCUAUUAUAAAACUUUUUAUUUACGUGAGACGGUUUUCUAUUUCAGAUAUAAAAAGCGAAGUUUACUUCAAAAUAACAACAGCGGAUGAUGGCACCAAAGACUUCACUUGUACGAUCUGCCAGCACGUGUUUAAGAAGAGACAGAAUUUCUCCCAGCACUACAAACAUGUACAUUUAAAACAGAGACCGAAACUACGCAGUUGUCACAUGUGUGACGUAAAAGUUCCCGCGUAUAUGAGGGCAUUUCAUAUGGAGGAGCACGGCUUGCCAGCGCCAUCUUGCGGCGCGUGCGGCAAAAAGUUCUCAUACCCUUUCCAAGUGUUACAGCAUCAGAAAUAUUAUCAUAUGGGCGAGAGGAAAUUCGCUUGUGAUUUCUGUGACCUAAGAUUCAGAUCUCGUUACGGUCUGACGAAGCACACGAUAAAGCAUACGGGCGAGAGAUCAUUUAAAUGCGAUUUAUGUGACAAAGGAUUUAAAUGGAAGAAUAAUCUCCGGAUACAUCUCAUGAUGCAUCUCAACGAUAAACGGCAUGUGUGUACCGUGUGUGAGGAGGCGUUCGUUCAGACGAGUAGCUUAAAAUAUCAUAUUGUAAAACGUCACCCGGAUUUAGUGUAA
Molecule: messenger RNA, 618 nt
Organism: Danaus chrysippus (African queen)
Lineage: Eukaryota; Metazoa; Arthropoda; Insecta; Lepidoptera; Nymphalidae
Source: the annotation of a GenBank genome assembly